AUGGGGUGCAUCAUAAAAGACCACAACCAGGUCUUCUCUCUUGCUGCGUGUAGAAGAGAGUUGGUGCAAGUGGAGGUUGCUGUAGGAGAAGCCAUGGCAGUGAGAUGGGGAUUAACUUUGGCAAAAGAUCUGAAUCUUGAGAAGAUUGUGAUUAAAUCAGAUGCAAAGGUGGUGGUGGAUUGUGUUAAUGGUCUCUCCAGGAUGGUGGCCCUGGAUCCUGUGAUCGUGGAUAUUAAGGAGAGCUUAAGUUCUUUUAUGUUUGCUUCUUUACUGUUUCAUAGUCGUAGUUGUAACACUCAGGCCCAUAACUUAGCUAGAUUAGCUCAUUUUGUUGGUUCUAGGACAUGGGUUGAUGAGUUUCCUUCAGAGGAUAUUUCUACUUUUGUAACUGACUAA
Vicia villosa (hairy vetch) is the source of this 396-nucleotide messenger RNA. RefSeq lists its product as uncharacterized. Gene Ontology annotation, molecular function: nucleic acid binding; RNA-DNA hybrid ribonuclease activity. Bases 1 to 396 code for a protein of 131 amino acids. The transcript has a single exon. The record is from RefSeq and is a predicted model, not a curated record. NCBI's taxonomy places the organism in Eukaryota, Viridiplantae, Streptophyta, Magnoliopsida, Fabales, Fabaceae.